AUGACAACUCCUUCAACCACAACAAGAUCCACGAUCACUCCUUCAACCACAACAAGAUCCACGACCACUCCUUCAACUACAAAUCCACUCCUUCAACCACAACAAGAUCCACGACCACUCCUUCAACCACAACAAGAUCCACGACCACUCCUUCAACUACAAAUCCACGACCACUCCUUUAACUACAACAAGUUCCACAACAACUCCUUCAACCACAACACGAUCCACAACCACUCCUUCAACUACAACACGAUCUACGACAAAUGCUUCAACCACAACAAGAUCCACGACAACUCCUUCGACUACAACAUCAUCUACAACCACACGGUCUACGACAACUCCUUCAACUACAACGUCAUCUACAACUACACGAUCUACGACAUCGCUUUCAACGACAACAUCAUCUUCAACAACACGAUCUACGACAACUUCUUCAACCACAACAAGAUUCACGACCACUCCUUUAACCACUACAAGAUCCACGACCACGCCUUCAACUCCAACACGAUCUACGACAACUCAUUCAACCACCGCAAGAUCUACGAUAACUCCUUCAACCACAACUCCUUCAACUACAACAUCAUCUACAACUACACGAUCUACGACAACUCCUUCAACGACAACAUCAUCUUCAACAACUCCAUCAACGACAACAUCAUCUUCAACAACGCCUUCAACUACAACACGAUCCACGACAACUACAACAACUCCUACGACGACAACAUCGUCGUCGACGAAAUCUAUAACUACGACACCCUCUUCUACAACUUCAUCUACUUCCUUCUCAACUACAACAUCAUCUACGACAAAACAAUCGCCAGUGCCGCCAAUACCUUCGUGCAACUACAACGAUUAUUAUGUAUACGCCGAUAA
Aricia agestis (brown argus) is the source of this 873-nucleotide messenger RNA. RefSeq lists its product as uncharacterized. The transcript is spliced from 3 exons. The coding region runs from base 1 to 873 and encodes 290 amino acids. NCBI's taxonomy places the organism in Eukaryota, Metazoa, Arthropoda, Insecta, Lepidoptera, Lycaenidae. The record is from RefSeq and is a predicted model, not a curated record.